UACCCAAAAGUGGACCUAAUAUUACACAGAUUAAUGCAACCAGCUCCACUUCAAUCGCCGUUACAUGGGGAGUGGCACCUGCAGAGGAUACCAAUGGAAUUAUAACUCAUUACUUCGUAUGUUAUAAACCUCAAACAUCUUCAAAUGAUAUAUGUUCUGUCACGAAAAGACUUAAUGGUGUUAACAACAGAAGCACAGUAUUAAAUGGUUUGAAUGAAUUCACUAACUACGAAGUCGCUAUUCAAGCUGCUACUUCAAAGGGAAAUGGGACACAUGGAGCAAUAAAAAACGUAAAAACUCUCCAGGAUGGUAAGUUUCAAUAAGGUAUAUAGUCUACGAUUGAGCAAGGGCAUCAGGUUUGAAUAUCCAAUGAGUAUAAAGUUGUAAUCAAAUCAGGAAUGUGUGGGGGGGAGGGAUGUCACAUAAUUGUGUACAAAAACAUUUAGUUUUUACAAGUGUGAAGUCGAGCUGCACUCAUUAAGUCUCAGGUUCGUUCAAGCCACAGGUUUCAGGGCAAAAAAUCAUAGAAACAGAUUUUUUAAAGCCCUGCAAACCUAAUGCAGAAACUUAAGGUUUUUUCAACUAUAUUGGAAAAAUCAUCAUAUAUAUAUGGCAGUUAUAUAGUGCACACAUUUGUGUCUAUGAUUCCGUAUGUUCGUUUUGAUUUCUGUAUUCGCGAUAGCAUUGAAUACACGUAUUAUUUCAACGAGUUUGUUACAACAGUAUUGAUUGAAUGUUUUCAAGAACAUAUACUACAGUUUUAUUGCGACUGGACCUAUAUAUACUGCUAUAAUACAGUUUUAUUGUUACUUCCUGAAAGAAAUAGAACAUUUUUUUUUAGAUAAAUAUCCCAAAACCCAACAUAAAGUGCGGCCAUGUAUGUCCCAUUGAAGUUAUUGUUUUCGAAACUUUUCGUAUUAAAUUUCUUCUAUAAACGUGUUUUUCAUAGAACUUUUGUGGUCCAAUUAGAAUUAAUCACCAAAUGAACUUUUGCGGUUUUUUAUUCGUGCAUAUAAUUAUACGUGUUUUACCAACACAAGAACGGAAAAUAGAAAUUUUCAUUGCAUGCACUCUCAAUUUCCAUGCAUCUGUAUUCAUGCAGCGACAGAAUUGAUUUAUCCGCACUGAAUACAAAGGUUUUUUCCGCAACGCUCUCUUGCAAAUGUUUUCGAUGGAGUUUAUCACUUCCCAUCGCACAAUUUUUUAUAAUAACCGCUACUAGUUUGGUCGUGCCAAAAUAAUGAAUUGGAUUAUAAAAACUGUGUGCUUAAUGGCGAAUCAAGUCCGUCUACUCGCACCAAUCCCAUCUUUACUCAUCCAAUAAAGCAAGGAGAAAAUUCUGAGGCGGACGUCUGGCAAGUCUGCGUGAAAAUCUGUAUGAACUGCCCAAGUUCGCCUUUUUCAUUCAAAAAUCGAACGGAGAUAUUCGCCCCUCAAUACAUUGACCUCCCAACUGAUAGUAAAAUUUUCAUGGGUGCAUGUAAUGCUUCAUCAAACGCGAUUUUUGGCAAGAUUUGCCAAGGUUUUUCCCCUUCUUGAGAUCAAAUUGGAGCUCAGGAUUCAAUGUCAAAAUCAUCUGCAGUAGGAAAGUUAAUUUUUCGGCGUCAUUUAGCAUGACGACCUAUUUUGAACUAUAGCUUCGCCACUGCUCAUUCUUGCAUGGGUACAAAUCCGACUUCGACGAAAUUGCUCUCAAUUCCACAAUUCCGUUCAUGAAAUGUAAUUUUUUAUAUGCAUGGAUUGCUUUAGUUCUUAAAUUAUGGAAAAUAUAAAAAAAAAUUAAAAUAGUAAAUUUUGCUAUCCAGGGAGGUGGUCAACUUUUGCUCUCUUAAAAGUGGCUUGCGCACGGAAGUGACAAACGGUAUUCUUUAUUCGAGUUCAUGUAUCAAAAGUUCGCUAUUUGUUGCAUUUAUGAUAAAAUUUCGGCAGGAUUUUACCGAGAACAAAUCCUCCGAAAAGCCUAUAAAAACGUUACAUUUUUCUCUGUUGGUGCUGUUCUUGCUUCAUUACGAAUUCAAUUUUACUCCCAUGAAAGUUCCGUGGAAUUUCCAUGGUAUUUGUGCUUUCGAGUUGUUUGUGCUGAAACGCAUUCUCUCGUAUAAUACCCCGUACACUUGGAAAUGGCCAUACCACAAUUUACCCCGCAGCAGAGAGCUUUUAUGCAUAGUAUCAGAAUUCCUCCGGAGGAACAACAUAAACUUGGUUCGCAAAAGUUUCACGAACGAAUAUCCAUAUGUACGAUGCCCUUCACGUAUUCGCACGUGAAGGGCAUCGUACAUCUGGAUAUUCCUUAGCCUCUUGAAACUUUGCCCUACCCUUAAGAUUUCCGAGUUCAAAAUGUAUUAAAUAAUAUUUUCAGAUCAUUCAUAUACUGUAAUUCUUUUUGAAGAAUCUACAGUAUAGAAUGUAUAUAAUUUUGUUAUAUAUACAGCUAAUUCAAAAAAGGUUGUCCUUUGCAAACCUUAAACUCUAAACCUUAAACCUUAAACUCUAAGCGCACAAAGCUUAAUGGGAGCACAAGUUUCAAGCUUAACAGUUGAAUAUCACAUUUUUUGUGAAUGAAUUGUUCUCAUUAGGAGAUAUUUACCAUGUUUCCCAUAUGGACCCCAUCUAUGAAUUCUAAACUGAUUAAAAGAAGCUCUCAUUAAGCUUCGCACGCUUAGAGUUUAAGGGUUGCAACGGACAACCUUUUCUGAAUUAGCUGUAUAUAUAUAUAUAUAUAUAUAUAUAUGUAUAUAUAUAUAUAUAUAUAUAUAUAUAUAUAUAUAUAUAUAUAUAUAUAUAUAUAUAUAUAUAUAUAUAUAUAUAUAUAUAUAUAUAUAUAUAUAUAUAUAUAUAUAUAUAUAUAUAUAUAUAUAUAUAUAUAUAUAUGCUGGAGAUUACCCAGUAUAAUAAAGACAGCUAUAGAGUAAGUAGCCAUGUUAGUAAAACAAGUUUCCUUCGUUAGGUGAAUCAGGUUGUAUGUAUAUGUAUGAUGCUUUGCAAGUAUCAUACGUGGAAGUUUGGACUUUCUUGUAUACUGUCAUUGAUAUACAACCUUAAUUACGGAAAAAAAUGUUUCUGUGAUUUUAGGCAGCAAGACACCUAGAGAUUGUCGUUCAGGCUCGUUCACAAACACAUCACGAUCAUCCAUUUGCCAGGAAUGUCCAGAAAGAUAUUACUGUAUUCCUAACAAUGUCACCGCUGGUGAUCCACAGUCAGGCUAUCAUGCUUGUCCGAGAGGUUAUUACUGUCCUCCAGGUAAGUUUCAAAAAUCAAAAUGUGGGAUGCAUGUACUACAUGCAUCAUAGUCAUAGUGACUACGCCAGCUUGUACCGUAAUUCUUUUUUAGUUCAAUACCACAUUUGGAUCCUACGAAUUAUAUAUGAAAAAAAACCUGUUUGCAAUAUAGGUUAUUAUGAGACAAUCAACCACAUAAGAGUCAAUCUUUAUUGUUCUUACUAUUGAAAAGGAUAGCAAUCUUUUCUUGCAAUUUGGAAAACAAGCAUUUGUACUCUUCAUAGCUUCCAUAUAGCAAUGUCUCGUCUUGCCGACUCGAGCCUUGGAAACCCUUCAAACCAUACUAAUAGAUAUUAUAUUCUCGUCUUGUUCUUUUCUAGGAACUGGUCUUGACUGGAAAUCAUGUCCUAAGGGAUCAUAUAGCAAUUCUACUGGUCUAAGCGUGGAGUCUGAAUGCGAACCCUGUGAUGGUGGUUUUUACUGUGAUAAGCUCAACGCCACUAAACCAACGGCCCAUUGUCAUGGUGGUUAUUAUUGUGAAUCUGGUGUUGAUAGACCUGAUCCCAUACACAGCGGGAAUGCAACUAACUUUUCCAAUAAUUGUAGCAUUUACGGAUAUCAUACUGGUAAGUCGUCACUUGCUUCAAAGCUAGUCAUGUAGAAACCUGAUUUCCUAGAAAAGAAUGAGUGUUUCCUAUUCCAACGUAUUACUAAUAAAUUAUAUUGUAAUUGCCGUGUGGAUCAAGACUUUAGUAUCCGGAACUUUUCAAAAAGACCAGCUGGCAAAGAUCAACUAUAUAGGAAUUAAUUCUACCGCAGUAAAAAGCAUAAACAUAUAUAUACACCAGAUUUUAAUUAAGUUUGAAAUGGCACUGUACUAGGACAAUCCUUUUCAAUACAUACCGAAAUGAAAUUAUUAUCACAUACACCUUUCGCCAUUGCGCAUACAUGCAUAGUGAAAUAAUGCAGUGUCCAAACUAAAUAUAGGACAUUUUGCAAAAUUUUAUUUAUUGGUUUCCGUUUCUCAUUCUCUUUUGAGCUCUGCAUGUUUAGCGUUUUAUACCUCAUAUUGAAGUACAUUGAAAUUCGUCUUGUUAGCAUGAUAUUAAAGUUAAACCUUUUUAUUUCAAGAACUCAUCCUUCAAAUUAAGAAAUAUUUAGCAGUAGUUUCUUUAUCUGAAAAUAUAUCAGUUCUGAAAUUAUUCAAUUAUAUGGCAUAUAGGCACAUUAGAGCGUGGGAUACCCUAGUUCUACAAAAAGCGUUAUUUCCUUACAGGUGAACCAUGCUGUAAAAUAUAUCGCAUUUUUUUAGGUUUUGGUGGUAUUUGUCCAGUAGGAUAUUACUGUCCACAUGGUUCUGUCACACCAGUUGGAUGUCCUGAUGGAUCAUAUCAAGACCAGCCUGGCAAGACAUAUUGUAAAUCAUGCCCAGCUGGUUAUUAUUGUCAAAAUAAUGCUUCAUCUUAUGUCAGCAACGAAUGUCCCGUGG
Molecule: messenger RNA, 4708 nt
Organism: Paramuricea clavata
Lineage: Eukaryota; Metazoa; Cnidaria; Anthozoa; Malacalcyonacea; Plexauridae
Source: the annotation of a GenBank genome assembly